UUUAGUUUGUGACAUUCUUUAGGUGUAACUCCUGUUUUAUUGAAUGGCAUGUAGGUUUUGGUAAUAUCCAGUAAUGAGUUUAAUGAUACAUCUGAAUAUAAGCUGUAUGCACUUAAAGUGCAAUAUAAACGACAAUUAUUCGUCUUUGGAUUGCUUUAAAACGAAAUUACUUGACCUUGGAUAUAUUGAAUGCGCGUCAUGAAAUUUGUAUAUUAAAUAAAGACUAUUGUUAAAUAAGUUUCUUUGUGUGUACAUGUGAGCUAAGGGAAAAAAUAUACAGUGAAAGAAGGAUUUCGAAUGGAUGAUUAAUAAUGGACAUAAAGCUUUGUUAUACAUACGAAUGGAAAUAUCAAUACAUACAGCAUACCCAGAUACGAACGUAAAUAUUUAAAAUCGGAUACUUCAUACAAGUGAAACAUAACUAAUUAUGCUACUUAAAUAAGGGAAACACUUAACUACGAAAAUGGAUAUUUGUUCAAGCAUUUUGGAUGUCUGUUCUCUCGUCAACUUUGCACCGUGUCCACCUCCGGACAUCGAGUCCCACACAUUUUACGAGCAUUUGGCUGGAAGAAAUUUGACAGUGCUGGUUGUGUUACACAUUGCGGAACGGUGUGGUAUGCCAAUUAUACACCCGAUCCUUAUCGACCGAACACGUUUGAAAACCUUUCCUGCCACUGAGAUAAAACCUACAACGAAGCAAACCGAUUCUGAAAAAAUAAAUAUCAAUCAAGUAGUGCUUAUUAUCGUGGGCCUGGUGUUUAUACUUAUUAUCAUCAAUAUCGUUAUCAUCGAAUGGAGGAAAAGAUCAUUUCAUAGAAGUAAUAAGCAUGAACAUGCAGUUUUAUUUAAUGGCCAAGAAACAGUCACAUUAUUGACAACAAAAACGAAUACUACAGAUUAUAUGCCCAUGAAUCGUAAAGAAGACAUUUCAGCAGAUGCAAAAGCCGAAGAACAUACUCACAUUUGCAAAGAAGAAAAACAUGAAGAACACAGUGCCAUUGGAAUGCAUCUGCUGGGAAAGAUGUAUGUAGCUGCACUGGUCUGGCAGUCAACAACGUACUAUAUUCGAAGGAAUGGUAUAGUAACUAGUAACCCGAUCAGUGAUGACACUUCACCGUGA
Molecule: messenger RNA, 1120 nt
Organism: Mya arenaria
Lineage: Eukaryota; Metazoa; Mollusca; Bivalvia; Myida; Myidae
Exons: 5
Coding region: 464-1120 (218 amino acids)
Source: RefSeq, a predicted model, not a curated record